This is a messenger RNA of Pipistrellus nathusii (Nathusius's pipistrelle), 1188 nucleotides long. NCBI's taxonomy places the organism in Eukaryota, Metazoa, Chordata, Mammalia, Chiroptera, Vespertilionidae. The record is from the annotation of a GenBank genome assembly.
AUGGAGGAGGAGGAGGAGCAGCCGGCUCAGGAGACCAAUGCGGACCCCGCGGAGACCUCGGCAGCUGCAGAGGUGGCGCCCAGGGUGCCUCCCGAAGAACCCCAGAACCUGUGUUCCUGCUCCCGAGACCACGCGGUGCUGGCCGGCAAGGGGGCGCCGCGCCCGGCGGACGCGGACGCCUUCCACCUGCUGCUGGAGAUGAAGCUGCAGCGGCGGCGUGCGCGGCCCCGGCUGCCGCGCACGGUGACCGAGCUGGUGGCCGAGGACGGCAGCCGCGUGUACGUGGUGGGCACGGCCCACUUCAGCGACGACAGCAAGAGGGACGUGGUGAAGACCAUCCGCGCGGUGCAGCCGGACGUGGUGGUGGUGGAGCUGUGCCAGUACCGCGUGUCCAUGCUCAAGAUGGACGAGCGCACGCUGCUGCGCGAGGCCAAGGAGCUCAGCCUGGAGAAGCUGCAGCAGGCCGUGCGGCAGAACGGGGUCAUGUCGGGGCUGAUGCAGAUGCUGCUCCUGAAGGUGUCGGCCCACAUCACGGAGCAGCUGGGCAUGGCGCCCGGCGGCGAGUUCCGGGAAGCCUUCAAGGAGGCCAGCAAGGUGCCCUUCUGCAAGUUCCACCUGGGAGACCGGCCCAUCCCCGUCACCUUCAAGAGGGCCAUCGCCGCGCUCUCCUUCUGGCAGAAGGUCAAGCUGGCCUGGGGCCUGUGCUUCCUGUCAGACCCCAUCAGCAAGGACGACGUGGAGCGGUGCAAGCAGAAGGACCUGCUGGAGCAGAUGAUGGCGGAGAUGAUCGGCGAGUUCCCCGACCUGCACCGCACCAUCGUCUCGGAGCGCGACGUGUACCUGACCUACAUGCUGCGGCAGGCCGCCCGGCGCCUCGAGCUGCCCCGCGCCUCCGACGCUGAGCCCCGCCAGUGCAUGCCCUCCGUGGUGGUGGGCGUCGUGGGCAUGGGCCACGUCCCCGGCAUCGAGAAGAACUGGACGACCGACCUCAACAUCCAGGAGAUCAUGACUGUGCCGCCGCCGUCCAUCUCCGGCAGAGUGUCCCGGCUGGCCGUGAAGGCCACCUUCCUGGGCCUGCUGGGCUACGGCCUGUACUGGAUGGGGCGCCGCACCGCCAGCCUGGUCCUGUCGCUGCCCGCCGCCCAGUACUGCCUGCAGCGGGUGUCCUCGGCCCGGCCGGACCCGUAA